Molecule: messenger RNA, 4609 nt
Organism: Periophthalmus magnuspinnatus
Lineage: Eukaryota; Metazoa; Chordata; Actinopteri; Gobiiformes; Gobiidae
Gene: arhgap44a
Product: Rho GTPase activating protein 44a
Biological process (GO): positive regulation of GTPase activity; signal transduction; modification of dendritic spine
Cellular component (GO): presynaptic active zone; intracellular anatomical structure; dendritic spine
Molecular function (GO): GTPase activator activity; protein binding
Source: RefSeq, a predicted model, not a curated record
ACGCAGAGCACAGCAAUGGGGCUAAUAUAGGGCUGAUAGAUCAGGAUUCAGGAGAAAAAAUGUAAACGUUGAACGAGAUGAAGAAAGAGGCAAAAUGGAAGACAGGAUUUUGUGUCACACUGCUCUGGAGCACAGACCGUUAUUUUGAGAGGAAAUAUGCAGAAUAUCUGUCCUUACAGUAGGUGCUAACGCAAGAAUAUUCAAGAUGAAGAAGCAAUUCAAUCGGAUGCGACAGCUCGCCAACCAAACGGUGGGAAGGGCAGAAAAAACAGAAGUAUUGAGUGAAGACCUUUUACAGGUGGAGAAGCGCUUGGAUCUGGUCAAACAAGUGAGUCACAGCACCCAUAAGAAGCUCACAGCCUGUCUGCAGGGCCAGCAGGGGGCAGACCCAGAGAAAAGGUCUGUCAAGUCCCCAUCCAAAAAACUACCACUUACAGUCUUAGCACAAUGUUUGGUUGAAGGGGCUGCCGUGCUGGGGGACGACUCUCUAUUAGGGAAGAUGCUGAAGAUCAGUGGAGAAACUGAGGAGAAGUUGGCCCAGGAGCUGAUCCAGUUUGAGUUUCAGAUAGAGAGGGAUGUGGUGGAGCCUCUCUACGUCCUGGCUGAGGUGGAUAUUCCCAACAUCCAGAAACAGAGAAAACACUUAGCUAAGCUUGUUUUGGACAUGGACUCUGCACGGACAAGAUUUCAGCAGUCAUCAAAGUCGUCCAGUCACCCAAGCACACUUCAGCCUGGAGCCAAGUCUGAGUCUCUGCGAGAGGAGAUGGAGGAGGCCGCCACCCGAAUGGAGAUCUGCAGGGAUCAGUUGUCCGCAGACAUGUACAAUUUUGUGGCCAAAGAAAUAGACUAUGCAAAUUACUUCCAGACGUUGAUAGAAACACAGGCCGAAUACCAUCGGAAAUCAUUAGAGAUUCUUCACAGUAUUCUGCCUCAGAUUAAAGCGCAGCAAGAGGCGUGGGUGGAGAAGCCGUCGUUUGGCAAGUCCUUAGAAGAGCACCUGAACAUUAGCGGGAGAGAAAUCGCCUUUCCUAUCGAGGCCUGUGUCACUAUGCUGCUGGAGUGUGGCAUGCAAGAGGAGGGUCUCUUCAGAGUGGCUCCAUCUGCGUCAAAGCUGAAGAAGCUAAAGGCGUCGUUAGACUGUGGGGUUCUGGAUGUGCAGGAGUACUCCUCUGAUCCACACGCCAUAGCAGGGGCGUUAAAAUCUUACCUCCGCGAACUCCCUGAGCCACUAAUGACCACAGAACUUUAUGACGAAUGGAUACAGGCUUCCAACAUUCAAGAUAUGGACAAGAGACUACAAGCACUCAUGGCAACUUGUGAAAAACUUCCUACAGAUAAUUUGAACAAUUUUAGAUAUUUAAUUAAAUUCUUGGCCAAGCUGAGUGAAUAUCAGGAAUCAAAUAAGAUGACGCCCGGUAACAUGGCGAUUGUCCUUGGCCCCAAUUUGCUGUGGACGCACACUGAACCGAACAUGACAGAGAUGAUGACGACAGUGUCCCUGCAGAUAGUUGGCAUCAUUGAACCUAUUAUUCAGCAUGCUGAUUGGUUCUUUCCCGGAGAAAUUGAGUUUAACCUGACUGGCUGUUACGGGAGCCCAGUCCACACCAACCACAACUCCAACUACAGCUCCAUGCCCUCGCCAGACAUGGACCAAUCAGAACGCAAGCAGCCGCACGACCAAAGCCGUCGCCCACUGAGUGUUGCUACGGACAACAUGAUGCUCGAAUUUUACAAGAAGGAUGGCAUUAGGAAAAUACAAAGUAUGGGUGUUAGGGUGAUGGAUACCACUUGGGUCUCUCGUAAGGGCUCGUCCACAUUGUCGAGGAAGACCUCGUCUACUCCCCCGGGAAUGCCUGCUGCAGGCUCCUCCGCAGACUCUCUAAUCCCAGAACAGCCUGGGGAGUUUCUAACGUCUCCCUCUGCCACACCUCCGCUUAGUGACCGGGCCUGCUCAGAGCACGUGUUACCCAAUCGGCCGGACACCUCUCAUGCCCACCCGCCUCAGGGGGAGGACCGCCCCCCCCCUCCUUACCCCAUGUCUUCGUGCCACAGUAUGACGCACCACUUCUACCCCAAACCCCCGCCCUGUGCCCGUCCGGUGGCACCAGGUCCAGAGUCUCAGCCCCCUGGAUCGCCUCCAGCCCCCCUGCGCUGGUCUGGCUUUACCCCCCCAGCCCCGCCCCCCUCCUCCUCAUCUUCUUCCUCUUCCUCCUCACUUGAUAUCAAUUCAAACCCCAAACCCAGCUGUCUGCACUUUGCCAAGCACAGUCCUCCGGGUGACAUGUCACAUGUCCCCCCACCAGACACAAGCGCGUCACCUCUGUACAUCAAAACACCCCUGGUUCUCACCCGCCACGAUCAGGCCUUUGGUAACCCCCCUAGCCUCCCUUCAUCUGCUCCCCCACCCCCUCCAUGGGCCGCUUGUCCAAGUGCCAGAGAGAGAGGACCCCCCAGACUGACUAGUUCACUGAAGAGUAAGGAGCUCUCCCCUGUGAUUGGACACAAAGCCAUCCAGGUGGCGACUCCAACAGUUCCUCCUAACUGUAGCCCUCAGAGCAGCAGCCAGUGCCCCCACUCCACAGAGCACAGCCCACACUCUCUGCGCAAAGGUUCUAAGAAACUGGCCCCAGUGCCUCCCAAAGUCCCAUACACUCAGUCUGGUGGAAUGCCUGACCAGUCCGCGGGACAGCCAUCACCAGUCAGCUUGUCUCCAACCCCUCCCAGUACCCCCUCUCCCUACGGACUGAGCUGUCCACCUGGGCCGCUGCCCCCCUCCUCUCCAGGACAGACCCCACUCGGAGGUCCACAUUCUCUGUCGUCCCCACCCUCUUUGACAGGAACACUUACCAAGUCCCGCCCUGCUCCUAAACCCCGGCAGAGACCCAGCCUGCCACCCCCCCAGCCCCCCUCAGUACCCCCUGGACUCAUUGGACCCAGCUCCGCCUCUGUGCCACAGCCUUUGGAGCAGGGCCUGAUGGAUGGCCUGUCGCCUGGAGAGAGCAUGUCCACAGAUAUCUUCAAUUAUGAAAUCCCCUCCAUCAAUGUCAAUCUGGACAGCCUCAUCGAUGAGUUCAGCGGCGCCCCCUGCAGGCGGUCCAUGGCAGUGACAGACUCUCCAGAAGGGGAUGAGGAGGAGCCCCAGAGUACCACUCUAUGACACUAAGGCACCACAGCUUUCAGCGCCUCUAAUCCUGUACACACUGCUUACUAUGGCGACCAAGGUCUGAUGGAAAACAGUUGGCCUCACCUAUGCCCACCUGAGCCCUGCCUAACCUGUUGCACAUCAGCUAGACAGCAAAGAGCCAAUAUUAUAGUUAAUUAUCCACAUGCAUGACUACAAAACAAACACAAAUGCCAUUGUGGAGGAACAGUUGCCUUUUAUUGGAAAGACUGGAUUACCGACCAGUAUUUGAAUAAUUUAACCACUUUGCUUCAGUUCAUUAUUUCGGUGCCCAAGAGUGAUCUGCCUUUUCGUACGUUUUUAUGUUUGCCUUAUCAAAACGUGCUUUUGAAUGGUCACAUGUGAAAGAUUUUCCUUUGAGAUCACUAAAUGUUUAGGCCUACAGGGUGAGUGUUACAGUGGAUAGUGGUCAGUGUUUGCUCACAGGGUAUACAAGCUUUGUGCACAUCUCACUAAGACCCAAAGAUGGUCCCAGGUGGUUACAUUUUACUAUUAAGUGUACCUUGCUUCAAUUGCAAAGUUUAUUUACAUUACCCUACACAUUAUUUAUACCUAAAAUCACCACCUACCAGCACAUUAUAAAAGAAUGUUAUUGUGAACUUUGAACUGUUACUCUCUAAAUAGACAACAGAAACAUUGCACAUGAAGCCUAAACUCUCGGUGCCAAGGGGCUCAAAAUGGCAGUGUCAGAUUCUCUUUGCAGAAAACGCCCAUGUUUCAGACUGGUGAUCUAGGACACCACUGCCUUUAGGUUUGUAUAAAUCUUUAUCUUGUUUUAAGUGCUUCAGGUUGAGUGACCUUUGACCCCGAGUGUAAAUACAAAAAUAUGUACAUAACUUGAUGUAUAUAAAUCUGAGAUGAAGAGUCUAUGACUAACUGGAAUAUAUGAUAAUAUAUGUGCUGAUAUUUAUCAUGUGUGGAAAAUAUAUUGAUAAAAUAAUCACAUUAUUUUUGGUCCUGCACAGACUCAGUAUUUGUGACGUUUCACUUAAAUAACCAGGUUACAAAGAUGCUGCAGCAAUCACAGAGACACUUCAUCGGAAAUUUCUUUUUUUUUCAGUCAUGCAAUUUCCAACAUUAUCUCUUGAGUGUAAAAGUUCUUGAUAGAUAAUCAGAACAUUUUGACAUGUUGAGGCAUUCAUGAUUUGAAUAAGAAGGUGAAAAAUGUUAAUUCAAAAGUAAAAUACCUUUACCAGAAUAAUCAAAUUACUUUACAUGUGUGAAGCAGACACUUCAAACAGACGGUAAUUAUGUUUAUUAAAGUGCAAUUACAAUGUCCGUGCUCCACCACAGGCACAGUCUUUUAAUCAUAUGAUUAGUGAAAUGCAUUCAAAUGAAUUGGAGAAAUUUCAAAUAGAUUUUUUUCUGUAACUAAAGUUAAUUUACAUUGAUUUUACAUAUUACAUUGAUAGCUGUGGUGAUAACUGU